AUGUCUAACAUGGAGAUCUCUAUGGCUUACCCAGCCUCUAAAUUUGAGGCUGAUAACACUUUGACCAACCCUGUUGUCUUGGAAAAGUAUCAACUCGCUGCUGAUAUUGUCAAUGGUGUCCUUCCCGUUGUCGUUAGCAAGGUCGAAACUGGUAUUUCAGUCUGUGAUCUCUGUCAAUUCGGUGAUGACCUCUUGACCGCCUAUACCGAUAAGAUGUACAAGAACUCUGAAAGAGGUAUUGCAGUCCCUACUUGUGUCUCUGUCAAUAACUUUGUUCAAUACUUUUCACCUCUUGCCGAGAAUGAUAUCAACUUGAAGCCUGGAGAUGUCGUCAAGAUUGAAUUGGGUGUUCAUGUCGAUGGUUAUAUUGCUACUGCUGCCCAUACCACCAUUGUUUCUUCCAACUCUCAAGAGCCCACCACUGGUAAGGCUGCUGAUGUUGUUGCUGCCACUCAUUUCGCAUAUGAAACCGCCCUCCGCAUGCUCCGUCCUGGAAUCAGAGCCUCAGAAAUCACUCGUGUCAUCACUGAAAUCGCUGCCUACUUCCGUUGUCAACCUGUUGAAGGUACCUUUUCUUCUCCCAUGAAGCGUUUUGUUUUGCGUGCUGGUAAGGACAUCGAGAACCGUUUCCUUGAUGAGUUGAUUGUCCAAGAUUUGGAAAAGUAUGAUUUCGAAGUUGAGGCCAACCAAGUAUAUCAAUUGAAUAUUGCUUUGACUACUGGCGAUGGUACCGUCAAGAACACUGAAUACAAGCCUUUCGUGUAUCAAAGAGAUGUUAACAAAUCAUACCAACUCAAGAUGAAAUCUGCUCGUCAAGCUUACGCUGAAGUCAAUGCCAACCACACUGUUUUCCCCUUUGCCACUCGUUCUUUGUCCAGCAACGCUGCUCGUCUUGGUUUGAUGUCUUUGUUAGAACAUGAGCUUGUCACUGCUUACCCUGUCAUGCGCACAAAGCUCAACUCUGAUUUGGUUGCUCAAUUCAAGGGCACUGUCAUGGUUACUGCUGAAGGUCCUGUUCGUAACACUCGUGCUUUGCAAUUACCCUAUGUUCACUCCCAAUUUUGCAUACCUCAAGCUACCACUGCUGCUACUGUCUUGAGCACACCUGAAGUCAAGGAGAUCAGACAAGCUAAGCCUUUGGCCAGUGUUGAUGUUACAUUUGGUGAUCGUCGUAUCCAGAAGGAGGAUGUCGAGAUGGAUAUGGAGUAA
Mucor velutinosus is the source of this 1209-nucleotide messenger RNA. RefSeq lists its product as uncharacterized. The transcript has 6 exons. Bases 1 to 1209 code for a protein of 402 amino acids. The record is from RefSeq and is a predicted model, not a curated record. Lineage: Eukaryota; Fungi; Mucoromycota; Mucoromycetes; Mucorales; Mucoraceae.